AUGCCUUCUGCUCGCGACACAUUGGCUGAGCUGAAGGCUCUCCGUGCUUCCGGCAAGAAGCGCAUCUCGACCUACGAAAUCGAGGAACAGGGCGAUAUUUACGACGAGGUUGAUGAUGAUGGCUAUAAAAAAGUGAUUCGCAGCCGCCUCGACCAGGACGACUUUGUCGUUGACGAUAACGGUGCGGGAUAUGCGGACGAUGGCCGAGAAGUAUGGAACGAACGUACCGCGGAAUACGACAGCGACGACAGUAAUGAACUGCCUGCACGAGGCAAGGCUGCUAAAAGAAAACGCGAGGAGGAGAAGCAACGGCAGGAGAAGAUCAACAAUGGUAUCUCCAAGUAUUUCAACACUGGUAAUGCCGCUGCAUCGGCCCCCAAGCCCAAGCCGGUUGCUACCGCCGAGGAUGACGCUUUUAUGAAGGAUCUCCUUGGUGAAGUCGACACGAACAUCGUUUCCAACCACGUCCCCACCAGGAAUAUUGUCAAAUCAGAGGCCCGGCGCAAAGUCCGCGUCCUCUCCCCUCCCUUGUCUGAGAAACGACGCCGAGAAAAAGUCAACGAUAGAGACGAGAACGAUAUUCCAAGCUCGCCAGUGAAGGAACAACCCACACUACACUCCGAUGACUUUGAUGACGGCCCACUUCCCCAGGGGGAUGACGACGAUGUCGACAUGGGUGAUCCGAUGCCCUCAUCCCCUAUCAGCAAAGCGGUGGAGCGCAGGACCAACGCAAUUCCAGUCAAGAAGGAAGAAUCCGACGAUGAUGACAUUGACAUGAUGGAUGUUGCGGAAGCUACCAUUUCUUCAAACAUGAAGGCUGCUAGUGUUAAUAUGGCGGGAAGCCGCCCGCCGCCAAAGCUCAAGAAGGAGAUCCUUGCCACACCAGCCAGCUCUUCCCCAGCUAAAGCUACACCAGAGGUCCUGGAUCCUUCUUGGAAUGAUAUUCAAAGCAAACUGAACGUUCUCAGCAGCCCAGCACCUGAAAUGCGGUCUUUCGGAAAGUUGCGCGCCCAGGAUGUUGUUGAGGAGGACGGCAGCCUACGGAUGUUCUGGCUGGAUUACACUGAGGUCAACGGUAGUCUCUGUCUGUUCGGUAAAGUGAAGAACAAGCAGAACGGCUCCUAUGCCAGUGCAUUCGUCAAGGUCGAUAAUGUUCUACGGAAACUUUACUUCCUUCCUCGCGAGCACCGACACAAGCAAGGCAGAGAGACCAAUGAGGAGGUCGAUAUGGAAGAUGUCUAUGGGGAAGUGGACGGGCUCAUGUCACGAAUGCGAGUCGGUAUGCACAAGAUCAAGCCUUGCACUCGCAAGUACGCAUUUGAGCUGUCUGGUGUUCCGAAGGAGGCCGAAUAUCUAAAGCUUCUUUACCCGUACGAUAAGCCUGCACUGCCUAUGGACAUCAAGGGCGAGACCUACUCACACGUCUUCGGCACCAACACCUCUCUAUUUGAGCAAUUUGUCCUGUGGAAGAACAUCAUGGGCCCUUGCUGGCUCAGAAUCGAUGGAGCAGAUUUUUCUGCCGUGAACAACGCAUCCUGGUGCAAAUUCGAAUGCCAGGCCUCCAAGCCAGCCCUCAUCAACCCGGUUCCAGAAACUGAGAAUUUGGAUACUCCUCCUUUGACGCUCAUGAGUUUGUCUUUCCGCCACCAGCUCAAUGUGAAGGACAACAAGCAGGAAAUUCUUAUGGCGAGUGCCAGAGUGUAUGAGAACGUCUCUCUUACAGAUACUACCCCUCCAGAGAGGCUUCCUUGCAAGACCUUCACCGUGAUGCGCCCUACCGGACCCUCUUAUCCCAUGCAUUUCGAGGCCGAGACUCGAAAGCAACGAGGCACGUUCAUGCUAGAAAAGAGCGAGCAAUUUUUGUUAAGCAAAUUCCUCGCUCUGUUUGAGAAGAUGGAUCCCGAUGUGAUCAUGGGUCAUCAGUUGCAGGAUGUUGACCUUGGCAUUCUUCUGAAUCGCAUGCGGGAGAAGAAGACCCCUGGGUGGCAUCGCAUUGGUCGACUGCGUCGUAGCGAGUGGCCUAAGCUAAACAGGGGUGGCGGCGGUUUCUUUGCUGAAAGGCAGCUUAUUGCCGGACGACUUCUGUGUGACGUUGGUAAUGACAUGGGCAAGUCUCUCAUGAUGAAAUGUCAGUCGUGGAGUUUGACGGAGAUGUGUCAACUCUAUCUCGGGGAGGGCAACAACCGCCAAGAUCUUGAUAUCGAAGCCGCCUUGAAGUCGUGGGCAUCGACCAAGGAGGGUCUCAUGAACUUUGUCAAUCACUGCGAUACAGAUACCUACUUCAUUGCUGCCCUGGUACUACGUCUGCAGAUGCUCCCGCUCACCAAGGUGCUGACAAACAUUGCCGGUAACUCCUGGGCACGUACCCUCAGCGGUACCCGCGCCGAGCGCAACGAGUACAUUCUGCUUCACGAGUUUCAUCGUAACAAAUACAUCUGCCCGGACAAAUAUUCCUCUCGCUUGCAGAAGGCCGAGGAGAAGAUGCUGGAUGGAGAUGAUGAUGACGCGGCAGACAAGAAAAAGAAGGACAAGUACAAGGGCGGUCUCGUCUUCGAGCCCGAGAAAGGCCUGUACGACAGAUUCAUCCUGGUCAUGGACUUCAACAGUUUGUACCCUAGUAUCAUCCAGGAGUACAACAUUUGCUUCACAACAGUCGAUCGGCAGGCAACUUCCGAAAAUGAGAACGAGGAAAAGGUUCCCGAAGUCCCCUCUUCAGACCAAGAGCAAGGAAUCCUGCCUCGCCUUAUUUCAACCCUGGUCGGUCGUCGACGAGAGGUGAAGAAGCUUAUGAAAGACAAGCGUGCUACGCCCGAACAGCUUGCUUUGUGGGAUACGAAGCAACUUGCGUUCAAGCUCACGGCUAACUCCAUGUAUGGAUGUCUGGGAUACACUCAAAGUCGAUUCUACGCCCGUCCCCUGGCCAUGCUCACUACUUUUAAGGGGCGUGAGAUUCUUCGGAGUACCAAGGAUCUUGCUGAGAGCAAGCAACUGCGUGUCAUCUAUGGUGAUACUGAUUCGGUCAUGAUCAACACCAACAUGGAUACUAUCAGUGAUGCACUGAAGGUCGGUGAAGAGUUUAAGAAAUCAGUCAACGAGCGAUACCGUCUGCUUGAGAUCGAUAUCGAUAACGUUUUCCGCCGGCUGUUGUUGCAUGCUAAGAAGAAGUAUGCGGCUGUUAACCUAACGGAGGUCGACGGCAAGUACAUUGAGAAGCUAGAAGUCAAGGGUCUUGACAUGAAGCGACGUGAAUACUGCGCCCUGUCAAAGGAAGUAUCGCAGAGGCUUCUGAACGAGAUUCUCUCCGGCGAGGACCAAGAGAUUGUUCUUAACAAAGUUCACGAUUACCUGCGUGAGCUCGCAGAGAAGAUGAAGGAGUUUGCAGUCCCCGUUCAAAAAUAUGUUAUUUACACGAAACUGUCCAAGAGCCCAGACCAAUACCCCAACAAAGAGACCAUGCCUCCAGCACAGGUUGCCCUCCGCGACAUUGCUCGGGGCAAGAACGUUCGACCAAAUGACGUUAUUUCAUACAUCGUCACAAACGGAGAUGCAGAGACAUCAUCUCUCCCCCCUGCCAAGCGAUCCUACAGCCCACAAGACGUUCUCAAGCCCAGUUCCGGGCUCAAGCCCGAUGUCGAGUUCUACCUGCUUAAGCAAAUCUUCCCUCCUAUCGAGCGUCUCUGCGCCCCCAUCCCCGGUACUGAUGCCGUCCGUCUUGCCGAAUGCCUGGGUCUUGAUGUUCGCAAGUACCAAAUCAACACAUCCAGUUCAAGCAAACAGCAGGAUAACGAGAUAUUCCCGCUGGAGUCGCAAAUUCCCGAUUCUGUCCGCUUUGCCCACUCUGCACGAUUGACCCUCAAGUGCCGCUUCUGCAAAGAGCAGUCGGUGUUUGAAGGCCUAGCAAACACCCCGCAAAUGUGCUCAGCGAAUGGAAUCAUUUGCCCAAACGAAAGCUGCCAGAAGCCCUUUGCCGUUUUGACAAUUAUUGCACAGCUGGAGAACCAGAUCCGCGAACAGACCGCCAAAUACUACGAGGGCUGGUUGGUUUGCGAUGAUUCGGCAUGCGGGAACCGCACACGCCAGAUCAGUGUGUACGGCCAUCGGUGCCUGGGUCCCCGAGGCCGCGCCGAGGGUUGUCUGGGUCGGAUGGCCUACGAGUACAGCGAGAAGCAGAUGUACAACCAGCUUCUGUACUUUGCCGGCCUGUGGGAUGUGGAUAAGGCCAAGGCUGCUGCUGCCAAGGAGACGGGAGAAAAGAAGGAUAGCUUGGCGGCUCUUGCGGAGUUCAACCGGAUCCGCUUUGGGACCAUCAAGACGGUGGUGGAUGGCUACCUGAAGAAGUGUGGUCGGCAGUGGGUUGAGAUGGACACGCUCUUCCGCUUCAUGUUACAACAAUAG
This is a messenger RNA of Penicillium canariense, 4395 nucleotides long. Its product is annotated as DNA-directed DNA polymerase alpha catalytic subunit POL1. Gene Ontology annotation, molecular function: pyrimidine nucleotide binding; DNA replication origin binding; purine nucleotide binding. Gene Ontology annotation, cellular component: alpha DNA polymerase:primase complex. The coding region runs from base 1 to 4395 and encodes 1464 amino acids. Gene Ontology annotation, biological process: DNA replication; mitotic DNA replication initiation; lagging strand elongation. The record is from RefSeq and is a predicted model, not a curated record. The transcript has 5 exons. Lineage: Eukaryota; Fungi; Ascomycota; Eurotiomycetes; Eurotiales; Aspergillaceae.